GAUGGCCGCCACAACCGCCGCCGACGCAUUCCCCUCCACCGUCUCCUCAGACUCGGACUCCGACGACCUACUUCUCCCGAACCUCCUCCCCUCCACCACCACCGCACCCGCACCCUCCUCCCCAUCGCGCGAGCAGCUCCACCACUUCCAAAUCCCCUCCCUCCCGUCCCCCAUCACCGUCCGCGCGCUCCCGUCACGGGGCCUCUCGUUUCAGCUCUGGCCCUCGGCCUCCACCCUCCUGCGAGUCCUCCCUGCCACCCCGUGCCUCCUCCCGCGCCCGCCCGCGCUGGGGAGCCCGCUCAGCGUCCUCGAGCUCGGCUCCGGCACCGGCGCCGCGGGGCUCGCCCUGGCCGCGGCGCUCCCGGCGCGCACCGUCCUCUCCGACCUCCCCGACGCGCUCCCCAACCUCCGCCACAACGUCGAACUCAACGAGCACCUCCUCGGCUCCGCCGGUGGCGCGGCCUCCGUCGUGCCGCUCCGAUGGGGCGACGCCUCCGCGAUGGCGGACGUGGCCGUGGCGCAGACGGCGUCCCCGUUCGACCUCGUCGUGGCGUCGGACGUGGUGUACUACGAGGAGUUGGUGGACCCCUUGAUAGAGACGCUGCGGUUCUUUGUGAAGGGGGAGGUGGCAUUCGUGAUGGCGCACAUGAGGCGGUGGAAGCGCACGGACAAGAAGUUCUUCGGCAGGGCGAGAAAGCUGUUCGACGUUGAGGUGGUUCACGAGGAUCCACCGCUCGAGGGCUGGCGCCACGGGCCGGUGGUUUACCGGUUCACCGCCAAGAAGCAGCACGGCAAGAAGUGAAGAAACUACCUUAAGGUAAAGGCUGCUUGCUUGCCUAUCUGCAUGUGUUCAUGUUGCAGCGCUGCUGCUGCUGCUGUUUGUCCUCGUUUGUUGCGUGCUAGAUUCCAAUGUUGGAAACAGAAAGUAGUUCCUUGGAACAAUGUGCAACUCUGGACCAAAACUGGGUUGAAUUUGCAGGCAUAUUGAUUUACAUUGUAUCGGUGAGGUUUUGCUCUGGUUUACUAUAUACUAUCUAGUUUGAUGAGUUCAAUGUAAGUGUCAUAUUACAUUUUUCGAAUUGAGGAAUCUUUAUUCUUCUC
Molecule: messenger RNA, 1101 nt
Organism: Zea mays
Lineage: Eukaryota; Viridiplantae; Streptophyta; Magnoliopsida; Poales; Poaceae
Exons: 1
Coding region: 2-802 (266 amino acids)
Source: RefSeq, marked validated